AUGGCAUCUACCGCUCAACAUGCUUCCAAGUUCACCCGUUACUUGAACUCCGAAACUGGACCAAAAACUGUGCAUUUCUGGGCACCAGUCUUGAAAUGGUGUAUUGUUAUUGCAGGGAUUAAUGAUUUACAAAGACCGGUUGAAAAACUUAGUGGUACCCAACAACUUGCCUUAAUGUCCACCGGAGUUAUAUGGACCCGUUGGGCUGGGUUUGUCAUCAAACCAAGAAACAUGUUAUUGGCCAGUGUGAACUUUUUCUUGGGUGGUAUUGCAAGUUAUCAAUUAUACAGAAUCGUUGACUACAGAAGAACUGCUGGUGAUUCUCCAGCGCAAGUGUUCCUGUACAUCUUAAAGGGUAACGAAGCUCUUGAACCAGCAGAAGCACCAGCAGCAGUCAAGGACACAAUCAAGGCAUAG
Molecule: messenger RNA, 417 nt
Organism: Dujonia railenensis
Lineage: Eukaryota; Fungi; Ascomycota; Pichiomycetes; Serinales; Debaryomycetaceae
Source: the annotation of a GenBank genome assembly